GCCAGACACAUCCACUCACAUCUCCACCUUUUUCUGCGAGACGUCUAAGGAAAAAUCUCACAUUUCCCGACCCCCCAAAACCAUGCAGAUGCAUUGCCUCCCAUUUCUCCUUCUCCUAAGUUAGUUUUUUGUUUUUGUUUUUUUGUCCUCGACAUUGCAAUUAGCUACCCCCUCCCCGCCUCCGGGGUCCUCCUCCUUCAAUACUCUCGGAGGACCCUGAUCCGCUUCUCCUCCUCCUCUAUGCGCCUUCGUUUGUUUCUUUCUUGUCAAACAAGUUUUGAGUUUGACCUACAUUUUUCUUUUUAACUCUUGUUAAAUUGAUUAAUUUUUUGGAAAAAGUCUGGCAUUGUGAUAUUUUAACUACAUUUUGAAUUAGCAAGCAUUCGAUUGUUUGCCAAAGUUCUUCUGUAUGUUGAAAGGAGAUUCCUGAAUAUCAGAGAUUAGUCAGAAGACAUGAGUUGUUUUCCGUGUUUCGGCUCACAGAGAAGUCAGAGAUCAAAUAGCAACAAGAGAUUAGAGAAUGACUCGUCUUCUCCUCCUAUCGCGCAAGAAUUGAAGAAACAAAAACCUGCAGAGGCCACCGAGGCAGUUAAUCCAGCAGAUAUUAAUGCAAAGACUUUCACUUUCCGGGAGCUUGCGACAGCAACAAAGAAUUUCCGGCAGGAAUUUCUUUUGGGGGAAGGUGGAUUUGGAAGAGUCUAUAAGGGAGCUCUUCAGUCGAGCGGGCAGGUGGUGGCGGUGAAGCAACUGGACAGACAUGGAAUGCAUGGGAACAAAGAGUUUCUUGGGGAUGUUUUGAUGCUAAGCCUCCUACACCAUGCAAAUCUGGUUAACCUAAUUGGAUAUUGUGCUGAUGGAGAUCAAAGACUUUUGGUGUAUGAAUUCAUAUCCGGGGGUUCUGUAGACGAUCGUGUUCUUGGCAAUGGACCAGAUGACAAGCCAUUAGAUUGGUACACCCGAGUUAAAAUAGCUUAUGGUGCUGCUAUGGGACUGGAGUACUUGCACGAAAAAGCCAAUCCCCCAGUUGUCUAUCGAGAUUUGAAAUCUUCAAACAUCUUGCUAGACGAAGCAUUCAAUCCAAAGCUCUCAGAUGUUGGACUUGCCCAGCUUGGCUCCGAGGGAGAUAAGAGUCAUGGACCAUCAAGACUGAUGGGAACCUAUGGUUUCUGUGCUCCUGAGUAUUCAAAAUCGGGUGAAUUCACAAUGAAGUCGGAUGUGUACAGUUUCGGGGUUAUACUUCUGGAGCUCAUUACCGGAAGAAGAGCCAUUGACACAACAAGGUCAAAUGAUGAGCAAAAUCUAGUAUCUUGGGCACAACCCAUAUUCAGGGACCCGAAAAAGUAUCCUGACAUGGCAGAUCCUCUUCUUAACAAGCAAUUCCCAGAAAAGGAUCUAAAUCAAGCUGUUGCAAUAGCAUCCAUGUGUUUGCAAGAGGAGGCAGAAGUUCGUCCCUUCAUGAGUGACGUUGUGAAUACUCUAAGUUUUCUUUCCACAACUCCUCCUCCUCCUGAGGCUGUUCCUGCUCCUCGUCCAGCUGAUCUGACCCCAACUGAAAAACGUGAAGAGAACAAUGACGAAUCAGAAUGUGUUUCUGAAUAUUCAGAAGACGAUGAUCUUGAUGAUGCAGGAGAUGAUGACGAAGAUCAGGAGGCUUCUGAUCAAGAGAGUAUCAGAAAUUCAAAGAGCAACCGCCGUAGCGUUGACAUUUCAGAAGGUGAAGGUAGCGAAAAUGAACGCCAAGUAACUUCUACAGAAUCCAAAGAAUGGCAUUCAUUUACAAGGGGCAGCAUGAUAUCACGGAACGACAGUGUUAAUUCAAGUGACCAGGGCAGCAAGGGUGGUAAUAAUUUGGAUGGUAAUUCAAGCCAAGUGAGCAGCAAUCAAUCCAAAUAUGCAAGUGCAUCUUCUAGAAGCAGUAGCAGUGGGUCAACAGAAGAAAUCGUUUCCAAUAGCAGAAAGAACAGCAGAAAAGCAUCACAAAAAGAAACUGCUACUGUUACAUUAGCUGGCAAUAGCUGUACCGAGGAAAAAUCAUCAGAAGGCGGAAGUGUUUGCACAAAUGAUCAGGAUCAGAAAAGCAUAAGCAAGGUACAACAACUACCACCAGUACUGAAAGAUGGAAAAGUUUCGGUAGACCAACACAGAAACAACGAGGAAUCGCACGAUUUUAAAUCAUCGAAAAAAUGUCAAUCCAGUCGCUACUAAAAUGUCUCUAACUUGCACAUACAUUUGAACAUGAGAUAUUUUUUGUAUGGAUGAGCCAUGCAUGGCUUUUGUCAUUCAAAGAUAGCAAACGAGAAGCAUUGCUACAAAGGUGCCCUAUUGAGAUGCAUAAGUACGUUGGUAGAAGGAGAAAUGCUGCCCAAGGCCAAGAAUUUAAUGAUGUGCUUCUUUUCAGUUUUUUUAAGAUUUCGAUUAUAUUUCAU
Molecule: messenger RNA, 2426 nt
Organism: Pyrus x bretschneideri (Chinese white pear)
Lineage: Eukaryota; Viridiplantae; Streptophyta; Magnoliopsida; Rosales; Rosaceae
Product: probable serine/threonine-protein kinase PBL26
Exons: 5
Coding region: 454-2205 (583 amino acids)
Biological process (GO): protein phosphorylation
Molecular function (GO): protein kinase activity; ATP binding
Source: RefSeq, a predicted model, not a curated record